Messenger RNA from Rhodamnia argentea, 927 nucleotides. Its product is annotated as dynein light chain LC6, flagellar outer arm-like. Gene Ontology annotation, biological process: microtubule-based process. Gene Ontology annotation, cellular component: dynein complex. Gene Ontology annotation, molecular function: dynein light intermediate chain binding; dynein intermediate chain binding. Lineage: Eukaryota; Viridiplantae; Streptophyta; Magnoliopsida; Myrtales; Myrtaceae. The transcript has 2 exons. The record is from RefSeq and is a predicted model, not a curated record. Bases 261 to 542 code for a protein of 93 amino acids.
GGGGGAAAUAGAUAAAGAUAAACACGAAGAGGCAAUGCAGAGUUGGGACUCUGUGCCAGCUAAAGUUGCCUUCUUAUGACUCGACCACACUUGGAACCGUUCCAGGCAAGCUCUUGGACCAAUGCCAUAAAUACCCAGUUGGUUCAGCAAAGCAUGAGGCUCUGAGUGAGAGACCCUCAAAAAAGAUUUUUCACCGUUCUCUCGCCGAGGGUUCAGAGAGGAAGGAGAAACUGCAAGAAGAGCUCAGAUAUCUCGCAAAGAUGUUGGAAGGGAAGGCUUUGAUUGAGGACACGGAUAUGCCCGUGAGGAUGCAGAUCCAAGCCAUGGCUUGUGCUUCUCAAGCUCUGGAUGUGCAUGAUGUCUUCGACUACAAAUCCAUCGCUGCCCACAUCAAAAAGGAGUUCGAUAGCAGAUAUGGGGGAGGAUGGCAGUGUGUGGUGGGCUCGAACUUUGGGUGUUUCUUCACCCAUUCAAAAGGGACUUUCAUAUACUUCACUUUGGAGACCAUCAACUUCCUCAUCUUCAAAGGGGCUUCUUCUUGAACCCCCGGUAUUCUCAUGCUGGAGCAUCACGAGAGCCUCGAGAUGGGGGAGAAAGGUGCCAUUGGCACAUCACUCUCAAGGUUGUCAAAUAGCUUUAAGAUUUUCCUUUUCUUUUUGUUAGCUUAGCUUCUUGGGAAGAGAGAGAGAGAGAGGGAGGGAGAGAUGGGCUUUAAAUGCUUUUUGAACUUCUGGAGGGGCAUCUGAGUUGUUGUGCUUUUUGUAUGUAUCUUUGAGAAAUGAAAGGAUGUGAAGACCUUUCCUGAUGAUUUUUUUCUGGGAAAUGGUCAUUCACCCUUUGUCCAAUUGAUGAUUUGGCUUCAACUGCUGAUGAAGUAUCAACGAUGACGAUGAUGAUGGAAUGUCCAUGGAGGAGGAGGCCACUGGA